AUGGCUGCUGAUAAAGUUAUUACUGUUGUAGCAGGAAUACCUAACGAUAUGGCAUUUGGUCAUGUUUGUUAUGUCGCUAGUAAUUUAUCUGACAUGCUACCAAAUUUUUAUUUUGAAAGGAUUUUCAAAAAAGAAGAUGAGUGGAAGCCUUGGUUAGAAGAAAUAUGCAACGCUAACAAUUGGUCUCAUAUGACAUCUCCAUUAAUUUGGCGUGAAAAUGGAAUUUGUGGAGGUAAUCGUUCGUAUGUCGGAGGAGUAACACAAUUUUGGGAAUUGAUACAUGAAUACUAUGGUAUUGUCUCUCGACUUACAAGAUCACAACUUGAAAAGUUAAAAUUAGAUACAACAUUGUCACAGAAUAUUCAGAAGCAGUAUCGUCGUGUAACCAUAAUUGGAGCAGGAAAAUCUUUCUGUCAAGAUCUAGUAGCACAAUUGGUAACGAUGAAGGAAUUGCAGUUGCAACUUGGGGUCACUGUCAAUCUCAUUGAUACUGCUACUAAUUUUUCCAAGCUAAGGGAAAUUGUUAAAGAUGCAUCGUUGAUCGGAGGUGGUUUGAAUGCUGCCAUCGUGCUGCACUCGAUACCUGAUGGUUUAUCAGAUUGUGACAUUCUACUUAUACUAGACUAUGUACCAAGGCAAGGUCAAGGAAAAACAGAGAAAUGGCUACGGCGUAACUACGAAAGCACGCAUGAAUUAGCUGAACAAAUAAACAGAUAUGCUCCAUCUCACAUGAAAGUAAUAUUUUGCUCUACAGGGCCAACGUGCUUUUGUGCUGGUGUUCUAACAAAAUUUGCUACAAAACUGAGGAAAGAAAAUAUUGUUGCAGUCAGUGCUCACUAUGCUUUAGAAGUAGUUUACAAUUUUCUUAAAUCAAUGAAUAUCCCAUUGAACGAAGUUGGUUGUCCUCCUGUGUGGGGAUUCUUAGGAGUGAAUGAUUUCAUCGACAUGUGUCACAUGCUUCAAAAACAUAGAGUAGUUAAACUGGAUACAAAGGCAUCGAUACCAAGUGAAAAAUCAACAUUGCCCAUAGGCACAAACUGUACAGAGUUCCGUUGGUUUUUUUAUGCAGUGCAUAACAAAAGCCCUUACGAGAUGCAACCCAUAUAUGAGAAUAACUUUGCUAUCAGAACUAGCCAAGGAAAUAAUAAUCAUAUGUGUAAAGCUAUUUGUGACAUUAUCAAAAUAUGGUACAGUGAAAAUGACAACAGCGAUGAUCAGAUCGUAUCUUUAGGAAUUUUUUCCGAUGGUACCUUUGGGAUUCCAGAAGGACUUUUCUUCUCUCAACCUGUUUACUUACAAAAAACAAAAGAGAGGUUUCGUAAAUGGACUCCAUGCUCCGAAUUUCCUACUCCAAAUAUUCCGUCAUGGAUAUUUCGAAGCUUAAUAAGUACUGCCGAUGAAAUUGUUCGCAAAUUCAUACAAUUGAAUUAAAAUCAUGUUAAAAGCUUACAUUGCGCAUGUGCAGAAACGAUUUCAAUCUACUUCCGCUUGUUAGGUGGCAGCACUGUAUUACUGUUUACCACUAACCUUUAAAGUUACCGAGUACACGUGUGAAUCUUGAUAUUGUUACAUUACCUGCUAGAUUGUUUUAUUUAUCAUAUUAUUAUUUGCAUAACU
Molecule: messenger RNA, 1617 nt
Organism: Orussus abietinus
Lineage: Eukaryota; Metazoa; Arthropoda; Insecta; Hymenoptera; Orussidae
Product: putative malate dehydrogenase 1B
Exons: 7
Coding region: 1-1431 (476 amino acids)
Biological process (GO): oxaloacetate metabolic process; malate metabolic process; tricarboxylic acid cycle
Molecular function (GO): L-malate dehydrogenase (NAD+) activity
Source: RefSeq, a predicted model, not a curated record